Messenger RNA from Aedes albopictus (Asian tiger mosquito), 1386 nucleotides. RefSeq lists its product as uncharacterized. The record is from RefSeq and is a predicted model, not a curated record. The coding region runs from base 1 to 1386 and encodes 461 amino acids. Lineage: Eukaryota; Metazoa; Arthropoda; Insecta; Diptera; Culicidae. The transcript has 2 exons.
AUGGACGGGCAGCAGCAUGUGGAUCCGAGCCAGGGAAACGUUCCACCUGAUCGGAAUCAGCAUCCGAACGGACAUCCAGAGUUCCUCCAGCAGCAGCAGCUGCCUCCUCAAGCUCCGCAAUGGCACAAUCCGGGAAACAGUCCACCCGGCCAGCAUACGCAGUAUCGCCAGCAGCCGAUUUACCCUCCAGGGAUGUCGGCAGACAAUGUCAUCGUGCAAAUCUUGCAACAACUGCAGCAGCAGCAGGCAGUCACGAACCAGCUUCUUCAACAACAGCGCGAAUCCGCCCAGCAACAACAGGGGUUUCUGCAGCAGCAGGAAGCGCUUUUCCGGAAUGCCAUGGCUUCUAUCAAUGUCAGCGUUCCGCCAAAUCCAGAAGCGAUUCUGGACUCUUUAGCUGGUAACAUCAAAGAGUUCCAGUUUGAUCCUGAGAACCACUGCACCUUUGCUGCUUGGUUUGCGCGCUACGAAGAUCUUUUCGCCAAGGAUGCGCAGAGGCUCGAUGACGAUGCGAAGGUAAGGCUACUUUUGCGUCGCCUGGGAACCAACGAGCACUACAGGUAUGUGAGCUACAUACUUCCCAGUACGCCGAAGGACUUCACAUUCGACGUCACAGUUCAGAAGCUCACAGCGCUGUUCGGGACCACGGAAUCAACGGUGAAGAAACGCUACAGCACGCUCACCAUCACUAAAGUCCCGACUAAAGAUUAUGCCACUUUUGCGUGUCGGGUGAACAAAAUGUGCGUAGAAUUCGAGCUGACGAAGAUGUCCGAGCAGCAAUUUAAGUGUUUGAUGUUCGUUUGCGGAUUGAAGGGAGAGUGCGACGCCGAUGUACGAACCAGGUUGUUGGCGAAGAUCGAGAGCAAUGAUGACGUCACCCUGGAAGCGAUGAUCGAGGAAUGUCAGCGGCUAAUUAAUUUGAAGAACGACACAGCGAUGAUCGACGGCCCAUCGGGACAGGUGCAAGCAAUCCAAAGAGGUCCACAGCAUCACAGUAAGUUCCGGAAGCGGUCAAACGAAAGGCGUAAUGCUCCACGAGCGCCAGAUGAGCAGAAGAAGGUACCAGCCACUCCGUGCUGGAAUUGCGGUGCGAUGCAUUUCUCAAACCACUGCAGUUUCCGGAAUCACCGAUGCACCGAAUGCAGGCAGUUUGGCCAUAAAGAGGGUUACUGCUCAAGUGCCAAGCGAUCGUCCAAGCCGAAGAAGCAGCGUAGCGGAAAGUUCUCCACCAAGACCAUCGCACUUACCGUCGGUAACGUACAGAGCAAGCGGCGAUUUGUGCAGGUGGAAAUCAACGGCGUACCUGUGCGUCUUCAGCUGGAUACGGCGUCGGACAUAACCAUUGUGUCCGAGCAGCAUCGAUUUGGAACACGAAUUCGCAUGUGA